AUGUGGAGAGCCUUGCUAUUCCUAUCAAUAGGAGUUUUUGCAGUUUGUCCCAAGUACCAAUGCCACACGGGCGGCUUCAAUGUAGGUCCUACAUGUGCAUACCCAACAGCAACCAACGACAUUAUGAUGCAAAUGUGUGAUGCUUCAUCCCAAAGCCGUGUUUGUCUGGUAACACCUCAAAUCACCCACAAUUUCACCUGUCAACCCUUCGAUAACACCAGACCAAUCCAACUAAACUACCCAGGUGAAUUUUGCCAUUCAAAUUCCCAAUGCCUUUCAGGAUACUGCGCAAAUAAUGCUUGCCAAGGGCAGCCUUUAGGAGGAAUGUGCGUUUCUCAUGCUGAUUGCAAUGUAGGUUUAUUCUGUAAUCAAGCAGGCCACUGUAUAAAGCAGCUAGGGAUUUCUAAUUCUUGUAAUUCUGAUUGGGAUUGCCAAAAUAAUUUAGCCUGCAAUAGGACACUUUAUAAUCCUGGGCUAUGUUUGCUUUAUUAUUCAAUUGCUAAUGGAGACGCAGUUGGAAUGUGCGUAACUGAGCUAUCAGAAGGAGUCUCUAAUUUAUGCAUAAGCGGAUCAUGUGCCCAGCAGAAGCCUAAUACAAAUGGAGAAGGAUUCUGCCAGCCAAGCAUCAAAACUGUUGGGAAAUUCCCAUCAAAAUGUGUAGGAGACACAGACUGUGUCGGACAAAAUACUCAAAAUACAAAAUAUACAGGGACUUGUGCAUGUGGUAUGAAUCCGACUGGAGAAAGCUACUGCAAUUCUUGGUCAGGAGAUGAGCCAAACCAAAUAGUCCAAGAAAUCUGGGUGCAGCAUGUAAAUUCAGUUGGGAUAGCCAAUUGUCAUACAAUGAGAAGAUUUGCACCGACUUGUUUAUACCAUACAAUGCCUCCAGCUCAAAUAGUUAAUUAUACCCAAAACGAAAUGAUGUCAGCUGACUUAGCAAGAUACCAAAAUAAUGAUGUCUGUACCCAAACAAUUUUCAAUAGAGAUUACUAUAGAGUUUCUCCUCAAUCUUUUACCUGCAAGGCAUAUGGGUGUGAUACUAAAAAUCCAUGGGCAACAGAAACUUGUCUGACUUAUCAAGAAGGAAGUAAUAAAUUUGCAAUAAAAGAAUGCGAAAAUAAGCUUUAUUGUAAUACUCAAGAAACGUUAGGAAAUGAAUGGAUGAAUUCUACUUGUGGGCCAGCCCCAACAGUAGCUCCUGCAUAUCCAGGAAUGCAGUGCAAGGCUAAUAGUGAUUGUUUAUCUGGAAAAUGUAUAGGAGGAGCAUGCAGAGGUGCUAUUCAAAAUGAUCCAUGUAAUGAUGAUUAUGACUGUAACCCUGGGCUGUAUUGCUAUGCUCUUAAUAUGGUCUUUCGAUGUGUUCCUCAAAUACCAAUUGGACAGCAAGGCUGUGCUACAGAUUAUGACUGCGUCACAAAUGCUGGGUGCAAUGCUACAAAAGAGUACCCAAUAGGUGAGUGUGUGGCUUAUUUUUCAGUACAGCUAGGUACUGAAGUCCCAUGCCCGAUAUCUGGAACUAAUUAUUUGUGUGAGUCAGGAAGCUGUUAUAACAAUGGAAAAGAUGAUAGAGGAGUUUGUGUCUGUUUUAUUAUUUUUUAAUCAGAAAUUUUAUUAAAAAAUUAAAAAAUGAGAAAAAUAAAAAUUAUUAUUUUGUGUCCCUCCUCCAAAAUCUGUCAAUUUUGGUGCAACAUGCCAAACCAGUAACGACUGUAUGGGAAUCAAUUCAAAUAAUCAAAGCUUUGUUGGGCAAUGUCAGUGUGGGUAUAAUAUAAUGAAUUAAUUUUAAAUAUUAUAGUUUUCCGCUUCUAAGACAAGAUUCCUUAAUUAUAUAUGCAAAAGAUCCAAGCCUCAAAUAUGGUCUAUUAAAUUAAUCUAAGACUUUAUAUAAUCCAUGGGGCUAUAAAUAUUGCAACGCUUUCGCUGGAGAUCCUCCUGGAGCUCUGUUUGUAAAAAAAGUUUCCCCACUCUAUAAACUUUCCCAAAUAACAAUGUGCCAUACUGCACUCAGGUUUAACACGAACUGUUUAGAUAUGGUAGCAAGUAUGACUGGAGCGAACGCAAAUAUUUAUUAUUCAGCUUUGCUGAAUUUUACAAACUUCCCAGCCUAUAUGGAAAAUGAUGAAUGUGUAAGGACAGUGAUCAAUUCAGCGUUUUGGUCAAGGCUACCACCAGGACCUUCACCUCCUCCACCACCAAGUCCUGAUAACGAUGAUAAUAGCUCUGCACAAGUUCUUAUUGUAUUGAGCUCACUAGCUUUAUUCAUUUAA
This is a messenger RNA of Blepharisma stoltei, 2267 nucleotides long. The record is from the annotation of a GenBank genome assembly. Lineage: Eukaryota; Ciliophora; Heterotrichea; Heterotrichida; Blepharismidae.